GCGCGCGCGCCCCAAGGAAGUGAACUGUCGUUGCUGAGGCUUUGACGGCCGCGACGUCGGGCCUCCCGGAGCGCAGCUGAUCCCGGAGCGCAGCUGAUCCCGCAGCGCAGCCGACAUGGAGCCCGAGCCCGAGCCCGAGCCCGUCACGCUCCUCGUGAAGAGCCCCAACCAGCGCCACCGCGACUUGGAGCUGAGCGGCGACCGCAGCUGGAGCGUGGGCCGCCUCAAGGCUCAUCUGAGCCGCGUCUACCCCGAGCGCCCGCGGCCGGAGGACCAGAGGUUAAUUUAUUCCGGGAAGCUCUUGUUGGAUCACCAGUGUCUCAGGGACUUGCUCCCAAAGCAGGAAAAACGGCAUGUUUUGCAUCUGGUCUGCAAUGUGAAGAGUCCUUCCAAAAUGCCAGAAACCAGCGCAAAGGUUGCGGAAGCCCCAGAGCAGCCUGCUGGCCUUAAUCAGGGACAGUAUCCUGGGGAUUCGCCAGGUGAUGGUUUAAGGCAAAGGGAGCCUCUUCGGAACCUUUCUCCCUCUGGAUGGGAGAACAUCUCCAGGCCUGAAGCUGCCCAGCCGGCGUUCCAAGGCCUGGGGCCUGGUUUCUCGGGCCUCACAACCUACGGGUGGCUGCAGCUGUCGUGGCUCCAGCAGGUGUACGCGCGGCAGUACUACAUGCAGUAUUUAGUGGCCACUGCUGCUUCGGGGGCUUUUGUGCCCUCACCAAGUGCCCAGGAGAUACCUGUGGUCUCCGCUCCUGCUCCAGCAGCUCCCAUUCACAACCAGUUUCCAGCGGAAAACCAGCCGGCCAAUCAGAAUGCUGCUCCUCAAGUGGUGGUUAAUCCUGGCGCCAAUCAGAAUUUGCGGAUGAACGCCCAAGGUGGCCCUAUUGUGGAAGAAGAUGAUGAGAUCAACCGAGAUUGGCUGGAUUGGACCUAUUCAGCAGCUACGUUUUCGGUUUUUCUCAGUAUCCUCUACUUCUACUCCUCCCUGAGCAGAUUCCUCAUGGUCAUGGGAGCCACCGUGGUUAUGUACCUGCAUCACGUUGGAUGGUUUCCGUUUAGACAGAGGCCGGUUCAGAACUUCCCGAAUGGUGGGCCUCCUUACGACGCUGUGAAUCAGGACCCCAACAAUAACUUACAGGAAGGCCCUGACCCUGAAAUCGAAGAUCCCAGCCACGGUCCUCCAGACAGGGAUGCUCUGGAUGGCGAGCAGACCAGCCCUUCGUUUAUGAGCACAGCCUGGCUUGUUUUCAAGACUUUCUUUGCCUCUCUUCUUCCAGAAGGGCCCCCAGCCAUAGCAAACUGAUGGUGUUUGCUCCCUGGCUGCUAGAGGCUUUGAUAAGUGUGGACUGGAUCGUCUGACUCCAGCUAGGUUUCCUCACCCAGACAUGGCAAUGGCACCAAAUUAGUAAAAGAGCCAACACGGAGGAUGCUAUGCUUUUGUGAUGAAGCAAAAGCAGAAAGUAAGACAUGAAGCCAUGAUACAAACUGAUGAACAAAAAAAUGCCCGAGGCUUCUCAUGUCUUUAUUCUGAAGAGCUUUAAUAUAUACUGUAGUUUCAUAGGCAUUGUAAGUAGAAGGCAUUAGUGUCGCAUGUUAUGCCUGAGGAACUUUUCCAGAUGUGUGUCUGCAUGUGUGUUUGUACAUAGAUGUCAUAGAUGCAGAAAUGGUUCUGCUGGUUUGAUUUGAUUCCUGUUGGAAUGUUUAAAUUACACUAAGUGUACUACUUUACAUAAUCAAUGAAAUUGCUAGACAUGUUUUAGCAGGACUUUUCUAGGAAAGACUUAUGUAUAAUUGCUUUUUAAAAUGCAGUGCUUUACUGUAAACCAAGGGGCACUUUGCACAGGUGGACACCUUUGCUGGGUUUUCUGUUCAAUAAAAUUUUGCCAUGAAUGACCCUG
Molecule: messenger RNA, 1889 nt
Organism: Equus quagga
Lineage: Eukaryota; Metazoa; Chordata; Mammalia; Perissodactyla; Equidae
Gene: HERPUD1
Product: homocysteine inducible ER protein with ubiquitin like domain 1
Exons: 8
Coding region: 116-1294 (392 amino acids)
Biological process (GO): ubiquitin-dependent protein catabolic process; endoplasmic reticulum unfolded protein response; negative regulation of endoplasmic reticulum stress-induced intrinsic apoptotic signaling pathway
Cellular component (GO): endoplasmic reticulum membrane
Molecular function (GO): transmembrane transporter binding
Source: RefSeq, a predicted model, not a curated record